GAAUGAAUUGUGUGCGUGAGGUAAAACAUCAAACGUUACAGUGUGGCGGUGAGUCUACGUCACUUCAUACUCAUUCGUUUUCCGUUUAUUAGCACUCAAACCGCACCUCUUCUCCCUCGUCUCUUCUCUUCUUCGUCGGUGGGGUUGGGUUUUGAGAUCCAAACCUCUUCCCAAUGAAGAACCUCUUCUCUUCCUCUUCCUCCUUCUUCUGCCUCCUCCUCACCGCCUUCGCCGCGUUCUCCGCCGUCAGAUCUGACUCCUCAGAUCACCGCUACAAACAAGGCGACGUCGUCCCUCUCUACGCCAACAAAGUUGGCCCCUUCCACAACCCUAGCGAAACCUACCGUUAUUUCGACCUUCCUUUCUGUCCUCCAGGUGAUUUGAAAGAAAAAAAGGAGGCGCUUGGGGAGGUGCUGAAUGGGGACCGUUUGGUUAGCGCGCCAUACGUUUUAGAAUUUCAACGGGACAAGGAGUCGGUUCCUGUUUGCAACACUAAGCUUUCGAAAGAGGAUGUGGCGAGGUUCAGAUCUGCUGUCCGUAAGGACUACUACUUCCAGAUGUACUAUGACGACCUUCCGAUUUGGGGGUUCAUUGGGAAGGUGGACAAGGAGGGGAAGGACCCUAGUGACUAUAGGUAUUACCUGUAUAAGCACAUUCACUUUGAUGUGUUCUACAACAAGGACAGGGUCAUCGAGAUCAAUGUACGCACUGAUCCCAAUGCCCUCGUGGAUCUCACUGAGGAUGCUGAGGUGAAUGCCGAGUUUCUGUAUACGGUGAAGUGGAAGGAGACCAACACGCCCUUUGAGAAGAGGAUGGAUAAGUACUCACAGUCGUCAUCGCUCCCUCAUCAUUUGGAAAUCCACUGGUUCUCAAUUAUCAACUCAUGUGUCACGGUGCUACUCUUGACUGGGUUCCUCACCACCAUUUUGAUGAGGGUGCUCAAGAACGAUUUUGUCAAGUAUGCACAUGAUGAGGAGACUGCGGAGGAUCAGGAAGAGACUGGCUGGAAAUAUAUCCACGGGGAUGUGUUUAGGUUUCCCAAGUUUAAGUCUGUAUUCGCAGCUGCGCUUGGAUCUGGCACUCAGUUGUUUACCCUUACUGUGUUCAUAUUCAUAUUGGCACUUGUUGGCGUGUUUUAUCCAUACAAUCGAGGGGCGUUAUUUACUGCACUCGUUGUCAUAUAUGCACUUACUUCCGGGAUUGCUGGGUAUACCGCAACUUCAUUUUAUUGUCAGCUGGAAGGAACAAACUGGGUUAGGAAUCUGCUGUUGACUGGAUGCCUUUUCUGUGGUCCUCUGUUUCUGACGUUCUGCUUUUUGAACACUGUUGCAAUUGCUUACAAUGCUACUGCUGCCCUCCCAUUUGGAACAAUUGUGGUUAUAGUUCUCAUAUGGACACUUGUUACAUCUCCUUUGCUUGUAUUGGGAGGAAUUGCUGGCAAGAACAGCAAGGCUGAAUUUCAAGCUCCUGUUCGCACAACUAAAUAUCCAAGGGAGAUUCCACCUCUGCCAUGGUAUCGUGGAUCAGUUCCUCAGAUGGCGAUGGCAGGAUUUUUGCCUUUUAGUGCUAUAUACAUUGAACUUUACUAUAUAUUUGCCAGUGUUUGGGGCCACAGAAUUUAUACCAUCUACAGCAUCUUGUUCAUUGUCUUCAUCAUUCUCUUGAUUGUUACUGCUUUCAUUACUGUGGCAUUGACAUACUUUCAGCUUGCUGCUGAGGAUCACGAGUGGUGGUGGAGAUCAUUCCUAUGUGGUGGUUCAACUGGGUUAUUUAUCUAUGCCUACUGUCUGUAUUACUACUACGCACGCUCCGACAUGUCUGGAUUCAUGCAGACCUCAUUUUUUUUCGGAUACAUGGCCUGCAUAUGCUAUGGUUUCUUCUUGAUGCUGGGAACUGUAGGAUUCCGUGCUGCAUUGCUCUUUGUCCGCCACAUUUAUCGAUCCAUCAAGUGUGAGUAGGCAUUUUGUCCUCUCGAGUCCACUAGAGCUAUUGUCUUCAUUUCAUAGGGCAUUCUGUAGAAAAUUAUAGUAAUUUUGCAGUUCUUUUGUGUACUAUAAGGGAAGCUGGGUUGUGGGGGGUUUCUAGCUUCCAGAGCAACUUGUUAGAUGGCAAAGGGGUCUUUUGGGGAUAACGUCUGUGUACUACCAUAUCUUUAACCAAACUAUUGCAAUACUUUUUGGUCCUUUUGAACGAACGUUCUUCAAAUUUUAAGUUUUCCAUAGAGAUUAUGGUCAA
Vigna unguiculata (cowpea) is the source of this 2235-nucleotide messenger RNA. RefSeq names its product transmembrane 9 superfamily member 3-like. Lineage: Eukaryota; Viridiplantae; Streptophyta; Magnoliopsida; Fabales; Fabaceae. Gene Ontology annotation, biological process: protein localization to membrane. The record is from RefSeq and is a predicted model, not a curated record. Gene Ontology annotation, cellular component: membrane.